This is a messenger RNA of Momordica charantia (bitter melon), 1018 nucleotides long. The record is from RefSeq and is a predicted model, not a curated record. Lineage: Eukaryota; Viridiplantae; Streptophyta; Magnoliopsida; Cucurbitales; Cucurbitaceae.
UAUUUUCAAGCUUGUUAUUCUUGAAUUGAAGCUCAUAUGUAGACAACGCAAGACAUGGACGGUCUCUUCCCAGGGAAAGCUUUUUAAAACCACUUGAUAUCAAUGAACAAGGCACGAUGUGGAGCUAUGUGGUGAAGAACCUAUUGAUAUCUACUUCAUAUGAUUCCUCCAUCCAACAAAUCAGAGUGAUGAUUGUGUAUAUUCUAAUGAAGGGCAUUGAGUUCAACUUUAGCGAACUCAUAAGGAACGAGAUUUGGGUUUGUGCCGAGAAAAUGGUUGGUCCACUUAUUUUUCCUGCGCGUAUAAUGGAAUUAUGUUUGAAAGCAGGUGUAGAAGCUGAUGUUGAAGAUGUGGUGAUGUCCAAAAAGUCGGCCACGUCCAUUAGAAGAGUUCGGGGAUACUUGAUAGUUCGUGAGGAGGAUUCUCCUAUUACCGCAGCAGAUCCCGAUACACGAGGUGUGGUUACUAGAGAACAAUACGACGAGUACGAAAAGUUAAGGCACGUAUAUGAUCUUCUCUUCGCUACUCAACACGCCACAUGUGAGUUUCUCAAGAAGCUAUAUGGUGAUGGUGCACCUUCUCUCCCCGACGAGCUCGCGGCCGACUUGCCUUCUUCUUCACGACCUACCGGCGAUGAUUCUUUGCAUGAUGUUUAGGGGAGUAUCUCUAUCUCUUUUCUAUGAUACUAGAUGUUUUGGAACUUGAUCUUGAAUUUUUUGUACUUUUAGUUUGCUUGUUAGGUUGUUUAGGUUAGUUUUGGUUUUGGGAUAGUUUUUUGUAGGAUGUUUUGCUGUUAGUAAUAAAUGUUGGUUGUGUUUCUGCAAGUUGCUUUGAGUUCAAACUUUGCAUGCUUUCUUGUUCUAGCUACAAGCUUGUCCUUAGCUUCUUCGAUGACAGCUUUUCUAAACUCUCAGCAUUCUCAUCUUUUUAAUGAAAAGCUUUCAUUUGUUAUUUGUUGUUGUAUCAUGUCAAUGAGGAUAUUUAAGACAACGAAUAGGUGAGAUUUCCUAGUUUUAUG